Messenger RNA from Entrophospora sp. SA101, 1524 nucleotides. The record is from the annotation of a GenBank genome assembly. NCBI's taxonomy places the organism in Eukaryota, Fungi, Glomeromycota, Glomeromycetes, Entrophosporales, Entrophosporaceae.
AUGGAAAAAUAUCUUGAUCCAAAAAAAGCUUUAAAUUAUUUAUCAGAAUAUAAAAAUUCUGACGGCUUAUCAGCCAAAAAUCUUAUAGAUUCACAUAAACAUGGAGGCUUAACUUAUAAUGAUUUUCUUAUUCUACCAGGAUACAUUGAUUUCUUGUCUUCUGAAGUAACUUUAGAAACAAAGAUUACAAGAAACAUCACCUUAAAGACUCCUUUUAUGAGUUCACCGAUGGAUACAGUCACUGAGACUAAUAUGGCUAUAAAUAUGGCUUUAUUAGGUGGGGUUGGCGUGAUCCAUCAUAAUUGUUCGUCUGAUGAACAAGCUGAAAUGGUUAGAAAAGUGAAAAAAUUUGAAAAUGGCUUCAUAACAGAUCCAGUAUGUUUAACUCCAAAUCAUACAGUGGCUGAUGUACAUAGGAUUAAAGCUCAAUUCGGUUACAGUGGCAUUCCAAUUACUACUAAUGGAAAAUUAUAUAAUAUAUUACUUGGUAUUGUUACUGCUCGUGAUAUUCAAUUCCAUGAAGAUCACACCACAUUACUUCGAGAAGUGAUGUCAACUGAUCUUGUAGUGGCACAUGAAGGAGUAACUCUUGAAGAGGCAAAUCAAAUACUUCGAUCUAGUAAAAAAGGAAAAUUACCAAUUGUCAAUUCUCGUGGUGAAUUAGUUUCUUUGCUAGCCAGAUCUGAUCUAUUGAAAAAUAUUAAUUUUCCAUUGGCCUCUAAAUCUGCUCACUCCAAACAAUUGAUAUGUGCUGCAUCCAUUGGGACACGUCAUGAGGAUAAAACAAGAUUACACAAGUUGGUUGGGGCUGGUCUAGAUAUUGUUGUGUUGGAUUCAAGUCAAGGCAAUUCCAUUUUUCAAGUUGAGAUGAUCAAAUAUAUUAAACAAACUUACAAUGAUUCAUUGGAAAUUAUUGCUGGUAAUGUUGUUACCAGAGAACAGGCUGCAAAUUUAAUUGAAGCUGGUGCUGAUGCAUUACGUGUUGGAAUGGGAAGUGGUAGUAUAUGUAUUACACAAGAAAUUAUGGCUGUAGGUCGUCCACAGGGUACAGCUGUUUAUAAUGUAGCAGAAUUUUCAAAUAGAUUUGGUAUCCCAGUUAUUGCUGAUGGAGGUAUACAAAACGUGGGUCACAUUACAAAAGCCUUAGCAUUGGGUGCAUCUGCUGUAAUGAUGGGUGGAUUGCUUGCUGGUACCACAGAAUCACCUGGUGAUUAUUAUUAUCAUGAUGGCCAAAGAUUAAAAAAAUAUCGUGGUAUGGGAUCAUUGGAUGCUAUGGAACGUGUAAUCAACAUUAACACUGGUGUAACAGGUUCAGUAGUUGAUAAAGGAAGUAUUAGGAAAUUUUUACCUUAUCUGGUAACGGGUCUACAGCAUGGUUUGCAGGAUAUUGGUGUUAAGAGUUUAACACAAUUAAGAGAGAAUGUUAAAUCUGGUAAAGUUAGAUUUGAAUUAAGAACCAUGGCUGCUCAAGUCGAAGGUGGUGUACAUGGAUUAUAUACAUAUGAAAAACGUCUUUAUUCUUAA